CACUUCUCUGUUACGUGAAGACACAACGCCGCUGUGGCGACGAGCGAGUGUCACUGCCGUUCACUCGCUUCCUCACUCACUCGAAGCUUCCCGCACGCUCCCGCUCCGCUCGCGAGAAGCCAGCGGGCGUCGGACUUAAGAUCUGCCUCCAGCGUGACCCUCCGCCACUCUCUUCGUAACAACCCUCCACCCUUCGCCGCAUCACCACGCCCUUCUAGUACAUCUCCGCCACCUCGAGUAUCGUCUGAAUCUGAGUAACUCCUUCUCCCAUCGAACAUGUCCUGAGCGUACAACACCAGGGCGACAUCUGUGUCACUCGUUCCCACCAUGGCUGCCUCGCAGGGCCUCGCGAGGCUGCGAGAGCAGACGAUGAACAGCGUUGAAGAUGAGGAAGCCGUCACUGUCAACACUCGCGCCCUGAUCGAUAAAGUACUGGCACGUUAUUCGGGCGAGUGGACUACGCUCCGAGAGCUCAUCCAGAACGCCGCCGACGCCCAAGCACGAAAGGUCACGAUACGAUUCGAAACGUUGCCUUCAGCGACAGUGCCACUGCCACAAUCAGCCGACCCUGCUCAGCAUCUGCAACACACUAUUUUGCACCACACCCUAAAGACGUUGGUGGUUUCCAACGAUGGCGAGCAUUUCAAAGAGACGGACUGGCAGCGCCUGAAGCGCAUCGCCGAGGGCAAUCCGGAUGAGACCAAGAUUGGCGCGUUCGGAGUGGGUUUCUAUUCAGUCUUUGCUGAUUGCGAAUCUCCAUUCGUGAGCUCCGGCAAUCAGUCCAUGGCGUUCUACUGGAAGAAAGACUCCCUGUUCACACGCAGAGGCAAGCUGGCGGAUGGCGAUGUGCAAGGUACUACCUUCUUGUUAGACUACCGUAGCCAAACGACGCCCGUGCCGCAGCUCCUGAGCAUCUGUCAGUUUCUAGCCACGAGUCUUACAUUUGUUGGCUUGGAAUGCAUUGAACUAUACCUGGACCAAUGGAAUUUGCUCACCCUGAACAAGAAGAUGGCGCCAGCUGCGAACAUCAAGAUCCCCAAUGACGUCAAUCCUCAGACGAGAGACGGCCUCAUGAAGAUCACGGACGUGGAGUAUCAAAAUGCGCAAAUCGAUGCGCGAUGGAUGAACGUGGUGGGCUGGAACCGGCGCACACAGACUGCCGCUCCGUUGGCUACACAGCAGCAGACAGAUGCUGGUUCUAGUCUGAGAUCUUUCUUUGGCAGGCUUACUGGAGGGGCGACUGCUUCAGCAAGCACUCGGAAAGCACAAAAGGAGGAAGAUGCGCUGCAGCAGGCCAUACUGGAAGAUUUAGCUGGAUACAGCACAGCGACCGUUUUCCUUCGCAUCAGCACUGUCAGUAUUCAAACCAACGUCAGUCGACAACUCUCUGCAGAGCUUGAGCGUGCAACCAAGAAGCCUCCUCCGAAACGCACGCGAAUAUCAAUACUGACAUCUUCGUACGACGAAUCCACGGCCUCAAUGAGCACCACAUCUGGCGGGAGUGCUUCGAAAGCUACGGAAAUAUUCUCUUCGGUACUUCCGACGAAGAACGGAAAGAUAUUUAUCGGGUUCCCCACGGCACAGACAACCGGCUUACUUGCACACAUUUCUGCUCCCUCGGUGAUACCGACAGUGGAACGAGAGAGCAUUGAUUUGAACGCACGAUAUGUGCGAGACUGGAACGUGGAAAUGCUUCGGGUGGCGGGCAUCGCGUGUCGCAUAGCAUAUACAGGCGACAUGGCUGAGCUGCGUGCCAAAAUUGAGAGAAAUAUGGCCGUCGCUGGCCGCAAAAAGGUGGCUUGGGCUGAUAUCUCGGAGGUCAUGCCAUCUGCAGUUCACACCUAUAAGCAGUACAACUUUCAAGAAUCAACACCGUCUCUGAAGGUUGGACAAUACAUCGAAGAAGCCUUCUGGACAUGCAACCAGAAAUCCAGUAUCGAUGUGCUGUCAACGCGUGGUGUCCUGCCGAGCCAACAAGUACGUGUUGCCACGGAAGACUUGAGCUUUGUGGAGGGGAUUCCGGUGAUUCCGGAUGAAUUAAUGGCCAAAGCGAACGAAUUUCUGACGAAGUUGCGAGAUUAUGGACUUCUUUCCGACAUCACUACUGGGGAUAUCAAGAAGGAGUUGGAAGCACAGGCGCUCACCGAAAAGCAGCUCACGGAGCUCAUCAAAUGGGCGUGUACCAAAGUUUCCAGGCAGGAAAUGGAUGCAGACGCUGUACAGAUGCUAUUCGAUGGCACGGUCGCGACGUUCGGCGAGGAGAUGAUCAGCAUGUCUGGCAGCCCAGUGCUGCAACUCGGCCAGGUCAACACUUUCGUCAACAGUGCGAAGAUACCCGUCGAUCUACCAACUCCUCCACAAACCAUUCCCUUCCGAUUCACGAAGGGGCUAGCACCUUCACAGCUUCAAUCGAUUGGCUGGGAUGAGCUUCAGCUCGUACCAUGGCUACGUUGGAUCAUUGAAAGCGAUGGCAGAGGAUUCGGAGCCAACGGCAGCCCGACAUCAAAUCCAGCUGUGGCUUCGCAAAUCCUUCCCGUCGUAUCGAAAGGCUGGGAUGCACUUUCACAGUCAUCAAAGCAGAGCGUGCAAGAACUCUUGAUUCCUCGCACAGUUAUACCCACGAAGCUCGGCAUGCGUAGACCUCCUCAGGCCUAUUUUGGAAGCGUCAAGCUUUUCGACAACCUGCCCACCAUCACUGGUUUACAGGGAGUGAAAGAGAAGUUUCUCAACGCGCUUGGUGUGCGGAAAACGGUCGAGCUGAAUGUAGUAUUUGAGCGGCUGAUGGCGAAAUCGACCACCGGCGCAGCAGAUGAAGCGAAAUGGAGCCACGUCGAUCUGAUCAAAUAUCUUGUUUCGGUCAAAGACGACAUCCCCGCAGAAGACAUGAAACGCUUGCAGCAGACGCCUACAUGUCCCGCAGAGUCACGCAGUGGCGAUCAGAGUGACAAGGGCAGACUGUACCGUCUCUCUGAGCUCUUCGAGCCGGAUGACAAGAUUCGGCGCCUGGCUCUUCCGGUGCUGCAAUGGCCAGGGCAGUAUCGACCAUCGACUGCGGAGGGUAGAUUCCUGAGGUCGCUCGGCCUGCAACCGUACCCGGCAGUCCCUGAACUUGUCAACAUUCUUUCGAAGGCCAUCGUAGGCAGCGAUUUGCAGAAGCAUACUCUCGACUACUGGAUUGUCAAUGCAUUUCAGUAUGGGUACCACAAAUUUGCCGUCGCGGAGAUACAAACAGCUUUCCUGCCUGUUGAGGCACUCCCUGGCGAGAAACCAAAUAUGGUCGGACGACCAUCGCAGCUGUAUGCCAACCCAAAAGCAUCGAUUCUCGGGUUCCGCAUCUUGCGUCAAGAUCUGCAACAGCACCAUGCUCUCUUUGGCGUUGCAUUGGAUCCUCCAAUCGAGAAGUGUGCUGACAAGCUGAUUAAGACUCCUCCCUCAAACGCUUCACAGGCCCAAGUCCUCUUCGGAUACUUUGCGGGUAGGCUCACUGAGAUCGGUCCUAAUGGCGAUCUCGCCGAGAGGUUGAGCAAUGCGCCGAUAGUCCCUACCUCAGAUCUUAGGCGUGGAGACAAGGUUGCACAGACAAAAUUCGUUGCGCCUCGGUCAUGCUAUCUAGGUGAUGGACAGCAGACGUUCGGCGACAUUUUCGACUACGUCGACUUUGGUCACGAAGCCAAUACGUUUCUGCUUCGGAUUGGUACCAAACACGAACCAAAUGCGUUCGAAUUGGGUGGGAUGCUUGUUCGACAACCGGGCAGGCUUCUCGACACUCUUGGCACGGAAAAGUACGCCAGCCUACUUCGCAAGAUUGCCGAGAGUGCGACUAGCCUUAAAAAGGACAAGGCAUUAUGGAUGGGCCUCAAAAGCUCGUCUUGUCUUCUAGCUGACAAGCUGGUACGCUCUACCAAGACAUACGACGAUGAGAAAGAAGAGCUCGACGAGGAAGAAGCCACUUUCAAGGAGGUUCAUCUGGCCAAAGCUGCGGAAAUUGUGAUUGUGGACGACAUCACCGUGUACAGGAUCUUCCAAAGCAAUCUUCUUGCUGCACCGCAAGAGGAGGUCUUGGAGACUUUCUACAGCUCCCUCGAGACACCUUUGCUGAGCAGACUCGUCGAGACCGAUCAGCGUAUGGGCGCGCCUCUGCGUGACCAGACACCAGGAGGGAAGUUGCAGAAACUACUCGUUGAACGUUGCCGCUUGUUCUUGCACGAUCAUCCCUCGGACGUGAUCAGACAUGAUGCAAAGUGGCUUGAAUCAAAUAUGACUGUCAAGGUGACCGAAUUCCUGCAAGUGACGCGACGACUGAAGGGUUUCCGUGGGCUGCAGCACACUGAGAAGAAAACUGCAGCGCUGCAUCAAGANAGAUGCGACGCUGUUCGUCACGGCUCGGCCUGAUCUCUACGAAGUCAGUCGUGCAGUCGGGCCAUUACUCCUAAAGCGGCCAAGACAGCAAGACUUUCUUGCAUUGGAAACAAUAUUGGAAAGCGAUCUUCGUAGAUUGAAGAUAAAGGGCUACAAUGUGGAUCGUAUAUUGCGACAAAAGGCCGCAGAAUCACGAAUCGCCGAAUCCGAGAAGCAAAAGCGCGAAGAGGAGCGUCGUCGGGUCGCGGAGGCUGAAUCGCAACAUGAACCGUCACAGCAGCUCGAGAUGCCACAACAAGCGCCAGCUGCUAAGAGCACGACGAUGACCCACAGAGAUAUCCAGCCGGAAUCACCGGACAGAACAUUGUCCAUGCCGGGCUCAUUCCAUGACCCGCUCGAACGACCACGCUCCUCCGGGAUGGGCAAGAAAUCCGGCGGUCUCUUCAGCAACAUACAGAAAGCACUUGGUCUAAACGCCGACAAGAUUCGAAACGAUCCUCCAGGUACGGAGGUCGCGACCUCGUCUCGCGAUGUUCAGGAGAAUUUGCAAAGAGCCAUCAAUUCCACCAGGGGAUAUGAUUCUUCCACCCUGUUCAACCCGCCACAGACCAACGAUGUCAAAGAGACCACCUCCUAUUGUGAUAGCAGACCUGGUCAUAACCUCCAGUAUACUGCCGAGCUCAACAAUGGCAUCAAGCUCUACCUCGAUCGUUCCCACUCAGACCCUAAUACAUUCCUGCAAACCUACCGAGAAGCGAUCGCCGUUUUCGUAUCCAUCCUCUCAGAAUUGGCAACGAUCUUUCAAGUGUCCCCUCAAGCUAUUCAUGUCUAUCAUGAUUUGACUGGAUCGGCAAUUGCUUUCAACAGUAAUGGUUCGAUCUUCUGCAACCUGAGAUACUUUAUGCAAUUGCACAUGGCAGGUAUGGGCAGUCCACACGGCAGAGUGGAAGCCUUAGCCUACUGGUACAUGACGCUAUGCCACGAGCUGGCGCACAAUCUCGUCAGCAAUCACGAUUCAAACCAUAGUUACUACACUGAAAGCUUUGCGGCACAUUACUUUCAACGCAUGCUGGGAUUGGCAGGGAGUGUACUGGCACAACAGAAUUAGGAGCUCUCUAUGGCUGAGGACGAAAGUGAUACAAUAGACGAAUUAGCAGCAGGGCCCGCGCCCUCAGUUUCAGGCAGUACGAAGAGGAGAGAUCGCAUCCGCACUUGGGCCUCCACGAGAAGGACCGCGAUUACUCGACGUCUUGGUCCAGCAGCUCCAUUCCGAAGGAGGAACUCGAGUGCAGUCUCUGUCAGCGGCUUUCGGUUGUAAUAUAAUGCAUUAGGAAUGGGGUUGGGCAUCAGCAUUUGCGGUCAUCGCAGCUCAGAUCUGUAUAGAAGAACGCGUUUCGACAUUGAUACCCUUGAAUAUGAUAUAGAAUAGAUGAGGCACGA
Molecule: messenger RNA, 5799 nt
Organism: Cercospora beticola
Lineage: Eukaryota; Fungi; Ascomycota; Dothideomycetes; Mycosphaerellales; Mycosphaerellaceae
Product: DUF3684 domain-containing protein
Source: RefSeq, a predicted model, not a curated record